Molecule: messenger RNA, 987 nt
Organism: Mizuhopecten yessoensis (Yesso scallop)
Lineage: Eukaryota; Metazoa; Mollusca; Bivalvia; Pectinida; Pectinidae
Product: leucine-rich repeat extensin-like protein 1
Exons: 2
Source: RefSeq, a predicted model, not a curated record
ACACUCUUCUCCACAGCCACUCUCCCCAUACAUUCUUCUUUCUCUCACACACUCUUCCCCACAACCACUCUCCCCCAUACACCCUUCCCCACGGCCACUCCCCCCAUACACUCUUCCCCACAGCCACUCUCCCUCACACACUCUUCCCCACAAACACUCUCCCCCAUACACUCUUCCCCACAGCCACUCCCCCCAUACACUCUUCUCCACAGCCACUCUCCCCAUACACACUUCUCCACAGCCACUCUCCCCCAUACACUCUUCCCCACAGCCACUCCCCCCAUACACUCUUCUCCACAGCCACUCUCCCCAUACAUUCUUCUUUCUCUCACACACUCUUCCCCACAACCACUCUCCCCCAAACACUCUUCCCCACAACCCCUCUCCCUCAUACACUUUCCCCCACAAACACUCUCCCCCAUACACACUUCUCCACAGCCACUCUCCCCCAUACACUCUUCCCCACAACCACUAUCCUUCAUACACUCUUCCCCACAAACACUCUCCCCCAUACACACUUCCCCACAGCCACUCUCCCCCAUACACUCUUCCCCACAACCACUCUCCCCCAUACACUUUCCCCCACAAACACUCUCCCCCAUACACACUUCUCCACAGCCACUCUCCCCAUACAUUCUUCUUUCUCUCACACACUCUUCCCCACAACCACUCUCCCCCAAACACUCUUCCCCCCAACCACUCUCCCUCAUACACUUUCCCCCACAAACUCUCUCCCCCAUACACACUUCUCCACAGCCACUCUCUCUCACACACUCUUCCCCACAGCCACUCUCCCAUACACUCUUCCCCACAGCCACUCUUCCCCAUACACUCUUCCCCACAGCCACUCUCUCCAUACACUCUUCCCCACAGCCACUCUCUCUCACACACUUUUCCCCACAGCCACUAUCCCUCAUACACUCAAUAGCACCCUCUUUUUCAUAACCUGUAAUAUCAGCACCAAGUUCAUCAAACCCUGGAGCGUGA